UCGAUACCGAGAGUUUUAACAGAAUUGCUGUCUAAGUAAAAGUGAAUUUAAAGAAUAAAAAAGUCACAGAAAAUACAUUGAAAAUGACAUUCUGGUCCCUACCAAGUACCCAUACCAAAUCAACAAGGGGUUUUUUGGCCGUAAAAGAGCCACUUUAAAAUAAAGACAAUUACAGAAUAUCAGUCCGCCGCGCAGUCUUGGCUUAAAAACUGGACCCGAAACACAAAUAAUGCUCUCAAUCCUGGUAUAUCCGCAUCAAUGUGCGUACAAGCCAAUUAAAAAAUAAAACUGCUGGAAAACGAUCCCAACAAAACGAAAAUGGUGUCCGGGUGUCACCCAAAUGACAAAGAUGCCAAAUAUAUUGGUAUUAAAGGCAAUACUUAUUCCGAAACAAUUCAAACUUCCGUACAAAAUGAUGGUUUAAGCACCUUCAACUGUUCGAUUUACAAAGUUCAAGCUCCAAUUAACGAGCAAAUAAGAUCUCAAUUGUUUUGGAGAAUGUCAUUACUGAGCACAAUACUACUUAUUUUAAUUUCAAUUCACUUUAAAUUGGCACAUGCAGAUCAGGUCGUUCUAUUGGAUACAACUAGAGAAGCUACAUUGGAGUGGACCAGGUAUCCGUAUGGCCCUCAAGCCCAAACACCGGGGUGGGUAGAAGAGUCAUUUACCGACUUCGUUAAGGGCAUAAACUGGAGAAGCUAUGUGGUGUGCGAUGUGGCAUAUCACAACGUCAAUAACUGGUUGUGGUCGCCGUUUAUUGAUCGUGGAUCAGCAAACCGACUUUAUAUUGAAAUUCAGUUCACAAUACGCGAUUGUUCUUUAUUCCCAGGAAACGCUUUGUCAUGCAAGGAAACAUUUAGCUUACUGUUUUACGAGUUUGAUGCUGCUACUCGAGAACCUCCUCCAUGGCAAACAGACAGUUACAGGCUGAUUGCUCGCAUCGCGGCUGGUGAGGGGCGCUUCAAUCAGAACUCCGAUGUAGAUAUUAACACUGAGGUGAAGAGCAUAGCCGUGAACAAAAAAGGCGUAUAUUUUGCUUUCAGAGAUCAGGGCGCUUGUAUUAGCGUCCUGGCGGUAAAAGUAUAUUAUAUUACGUGUCCCGCUGUUACCGAAAACUUUGCACACUUCAACGAAACACCUACGGGAAGAGAAAUUACCAUAAUUGAGAAACAAAAUGGAACUUGUGUCGAAAACGCAGAACCGUAUGAGCCGCCAACCUACCUAUGCAAAGGUGAUGGAAAAUGGACAAUUCUUACAGGUGGUUGUCGUUGCAAGGCUGGCUAUGAGCCGAAUUACAUCAAUAAAACUUGUACAGAAUGUCCAUUUGGAACAUUUAAGUCUCCAGAGGUAACAAAAUGUACUCCUUGUCCUCCCAAUUCAAAUGCUUCAAAUACUGGUUCACCUUUCUGCAAGUGUGUGUCUGGAUACUAUAGACAUCCAAACGAUGGUCGACAUAUGCCAUGUUAUAGUCCACCAGCUGCACCUACUAAUCUCACUUUGUUGUUCGUUGAUCAAACAAGUGCCAUAAUAUCUUGGAGCGCACCAGCCAGAAAUGAAUCACUUUUACUCGAAACUCAGCCUAAAAUGUACCACAGUGAUAUUGUGUACAAGAUCAAAUGUGUUAAUUGCAGCCCAAAUGUAGUGUACAAUCCCUCAACAGACACAUUUAACGAAACAAAAAUAACACUUACAAAUCUUGAACCGGUAACGACAUACACUUUGCAGAUACACGCAAUAAAUAGCGCUUCCCAUAUUACCGAUUCUAACAGACACUCCAACGAGACUUCACUAGUGGCAGUAAAUGACAUAACAUUGCUAAAUACGUCGUUUUUAAAUAUACCGUUGGAUUUGAACGAAGUAAAGACCGGUCAUGCUGAAAUCGUUUUUACAACUGAGUCGGUUUUGCUCUCGACAGUUUUUAACUUGCGUAUAUUGGCUAUAACUAGCACAGAUGCCGAUCUAGAAUGGGAUAAACCUGUUCAAAGUGAUUCUCCGCUUGAAUUUUAUGAAGUGCGUUGGUUUCCAAAGGUCGAAUUAGAUGCUAUAAAUAAAUCAGCUCUGAAUACAAAGGAAACGAAAGCACAUAUAGUAGGACUGUUAGAAAAUACGGAGUAUGGAUUUCAAGUUCGCUGUAAAACGAUUAAUGGGUUUGGUUCUUAUAGUAACAUGAUUUACGCCCAAACUCUUCAAUCCGUUGGGUCAGUAUACGACGAUUCUGUCCAAAUACGAUUUAUUGCUGGAGCCAUCGUGACGGCUGUACUAUUUUUAGUAAUUUUUAUAAUAGCUACAGUAUAUUUCAUGAGAUCCAAGCAUCAAGAUGAACUUGAUAAAAAAUCUACAAAUCAUUUACCAUUACCACUUGAUUACGCCAGCAACGAAGUUAAUUCUAUGGAUACUACUCCAAUUGUUAAAACACUUCAUUUAAACGUGACGACUCCUUUAUUUGGAAAUAGUAGAAGCUACGUAGAUCCGCAUACAUAUGAAGAUCCUAAUCAAGCAAUAAGGGAAUUUGCUCGAGAAAUCGAUGCAAACUACAUUACAAUAGAAGCUAUUAUUGGUGGUGGAGAAUUUGGCGAUGUCUGCCGCGGUCGCUUAAAAAUACCCCCAAACUUUGUACAGGACAUUGAUGUUGCAAUAAAGACUUUGAAACCAGGAUCUUCGGAAAAAGCUCGCUGUGACUUUUUGACAGAGGCUUCUAUUAUGGGACAGUUUGAUCACCCAAAUGUUAUUUACCUACAGGGAGUAGUUACUCGGUCUAAUCCAGUUAUGAUUAUUACUGAGUACAUGGAAAAUGGCAGCUUAGACACAUUUCUUCGCGUGAAUGAUGGAAAGUUUCAAACAUUACAGCUUAUAGUUAUGCUUCGGGGUAUUGCCAGCGGGAUGUCAUAUUUAAGUGAAAUGAAUUAUGUACACAGAGACUUGGCGGCACGUAAUGUUCUUGUAAAUGCCCAAUUAAUAUGCAAAAUCGCGGACUUUGGAUUGUCGCGUGAAAUUGAAAAUGCAAGUGAUGCAUAUACAACUCGUGGCGGUAAAAUUCCUGUACGUUGGACUGCGCCUGAAGCUAUUGCUUUUAGAAAAUUUACUUCAGCGUCAGAUGUUUGGUCGUAUGGAGUAGUUCUAUGGGAGGUCAUGUCCUAUGGGGAACGCCCAUAUUGGAACUGGUCAAAUCAGGACGUCAUAAAAAGUAUUGAAAAGGGCUAUCGUUUACCAGCUCCAAUGGACUGUCCAGAAGCCCUUUAUCAGUUAAUGUUGGAUUGCUGGCAAAAGCAACGUACUCAUCGUCCCACAUUUGCUAGUAUAGUUUCAACUCUUGACAACUUGGCAAGACAACCACAGUCAUUAUUGACAACCCGACACUCACCAGAAUCAGACGGUAAUCAUAUUUUGGAUGCACAGCGAGGUCAAAAUAUUUUUAUAAGUACCGAUCUUUGGUUAGAGCACAUUAAAAUGUCUAGAUACUGUCAACAUUUUAAAGAGGCUAAUUUAGUAAAUGCUCAACAGAUAUCUAGGCUAACAGCUCAACAACUGUCCGACAUGGGAAUUACUUUAGUAGGACAUCAAAAGAAGAUUUUACAUCAAGCCCGGCAACUGGACACUAUAAUAUAAACCAUUUAUUUUUACAAAGUAGUUUAAGAUGUACAUAUAAACAAUACAUAAUUUAUUAUAAUAAUAAUAUAAUAUAUGGUCGAACUUUCUUAUUUUCAAUCAACAUCUGCAAAAUAAAUGGACGCGUUUACUUUCAUGUUGUACUAUUUUCACGUGCAGUUUUACCUUCUGUUGCCAAUUUAUGCGAUUUAUACAGACUUCCAGUUAGGAAAGUUCGAGAUAUAUAUAUAGAAAUAUAAAUUUAUAAAAAAUAUAUAUAAUUAACACGUGUGAGAUACAAAAACACAAGAACACAUUACAUUUAAUAAGGAUUUUAUAGGUUCUCUUAACUAGAACAUUAGAUUAUAUAAUAGAAAAAAUAUUGUGUUUACGUUGUUUAAAAAAUAUUACCUUAUAUACCAAUGUGUAUUAAUUAUUUACUACACAAAACAUUUCAAGCUAAUUAUACGAGUAUAGAGGCGCUAUGAUUGCCUAGCUGUUUUAA
Molecule: messenger RNA, 4090 nt
Organism: Drosophila yakuba
Lineage: Eukaryota; Metazoa; Arthropoda; Insecta; Diptera; Drosophilidae
Gene: Eph
Product: ephrin type-B receptor 1-B
Exons: 14
Coding region: 319-3606 (1095 amino acids)
Biological process (GO): protein phosphorylation; axon guidance; cell surface receptor protein tyrosine kinase signaling pathway
Cellular component (GO): plasma membrane; neuron projection
Molecular function (GO): ATP binding; protein binding; transmembrane-ephrin receptor activity
Source: RefSeq, a predicted model, not a curated record